GACCGCGGCGUGUCGGCGGCCGUGGCGGCAGCGACGGCAAGCCGUGCGGCGACCGGAGGGUUUCCGGUUCCGGUGUAACGUUCGGGCUCCGUCUCAGGGGCUGAAGUUUGUGAGGUGCAGUAUUGAGUUCCAUUUGAGCUAGUCUCCCUUUUUCCCAAAGAAUGGCGCUGUCUAAGAGAGAGCUAGAUGAGCUGAAACCAUGGAUAGAAAAGACAGUGAAGAGGGUGCUGGGUUUCUCAGAGCCCACAGUGGUCACAGCAGCAUUGAACUGUGUGGGGAAGGGAAUGGACAAGAAGAAGGCAGCUGACCAUCUGAAACCUUUUCUUGAUGAUUCUACUCUUCGAUUUGUGGAUAAACUGUUUGAGGCCGUGGAGGAAGGCCGAAGUUCUAGGCAUUCCAAAUCUAGCAGUGAUAGGAGCAGAAAACGAGAACUAAAGGAGGUGUUUGGUGAUGACUCUGAGAUCUCCAAGGAAUCAUCAGGAGUAAAGAAGCGUCGGAUACCUCGCUUUGAAGAGGUGGAAGAAGAGCCAGAGGUGAUCCCUGGGCCUCCAUCAGAGAGCCCUGGCAUGUUAACUAAACUCCAGAUCAAACAGAUGAUGGAGGCAGCAACACGGCAAAUUGAGGAGAGGAAAAAACAACUGAGCUUCAUUAGCCCCCCUACACCUCAGCCAAAGACUCCUUCUUCCUCCCAACCAGAGCGACUUCCAAUUGGCAACACUAUUCAGCCCUCUCAGGCUGCCACCUUCAUGAAUGAUGCCAUUGAGAAGGCAAGGAAAGCAGCUGAACUACAAGCCCGCAUCCAAGCUCAGCUGGCACUAAAGCCAGGGCUCAUUGGCAAUGCCAACAUGGUGGGUCUGGCCAAUCUCCACGCCAUGGGCAUUGCUCCUCCGAAAGUGGAGUUAAAAGAUCAAACAAAGCCAACACCCCUGAUUCUAGAUGAGCAGGGUCGCACUGUAGAUGCAACAGGCAAAGAGAUUGAACUCACACACCGCAUGCCUACUCUGAAAGCCAAUAUUCGUGCUGUGAAGAGGGAACAGUUCAAGCAACAGCUAAAAGAAAAGCCAUCAGAAGAUAUGGAGUCCAAUACUUUUUUUGAUCCCCGAGUCUCAAUUGCUCCUUCCCAGCGUCAGAGACGUACUUUCAAAUUCCAUGACAAGGGCAAAUUUGAGAAGAUUGCCCAACGAUUACGGACAAAGGCUCAACUAGAGAAGCUGCAGGCAGAGAUCUCACAGGCAGCUCGAAAAACAGGCAUCCAUACUUCAACUAAGCUGGCCCUCAUUGCUCCUAAGAAGGAAUUGAAAGAAGGAGAUAUCCCUGAAAUUGAGUGGUGGGACUCAUAUAUCAUCCCCAAUGGUUUUGACCUUACAGAGGAAAAUCCCAAGAGAGAAGAUUAUUUUGGAAUCACAAAUCUUGUUGAGCAUCCAGCCCAGCUCAAUCCUCCAGUUGACAAUGACACACCGGUUACUCUGGGAGUGUAUCUUACCAAGAAAGAACAGAAGAAACUUCGGAGGCAAACAAGGAGGGAAGCACAGAAGGAACUACAAGAGAAAGUCAGACUGGGUCUAAUGCCUCCUCCAGAACCCAAAGUGAGAAUUUCUAAUUUGAUGCGAGUGUUAGGAACAGAAGCUAUACAAGACCCUACGAAGGUAGAAGCCCACGUGCGAGCUCAGAUGGCAAAAAGACAGAAAGCGCAUGAAGAGGCCAACGCUGCCCGAAAACUUACAGCAGAACAGAGAAAGGUCAAGAAAAUUAAAAAGCUUAAAGAAGACAUUUCACAGGGGGUACACAUAUCUGUAUAUAGAGUUCGAAAUUUGAGCAACCCAGCCAAGAAGUUCAAGAUUGAGGCCAAUGCUGGGCAACUGUACCUGACAGGGGUGGUGGUACUGCACAAGGAUGUCAACGUGGUAGUAGUGGAAGGGGGCCCCAAAGCCCAGAAGAAAUUUAAGCGUCUUAUGCUGCAUCGGAUAAAGUGGGAUGAACAAACAUCAAACACAAAGGGAGAUGAUGAUGAAGAGUCUGAUGAGGAAGCUGUGAAGAAAACCAAUAAAUGUGUAUUAGUCUGGGAGGGUACAGCUAAAGACCGGAGCUUUGGGGAUAUGAAGUUCAAACAGUGUCCUACAGAGAACAUGGCUCGGGAGCAUUUCAAAAAACAUGGGGCUGAACACUACUGGGACCUCGCACUGAGUGAAUCUGUUUUGGAGUCCACCGACUGAGACUACUGCAAGCCCUUGCCUCUCCCUACUUGCCUUUGUCCCUUCAGUCUUUUUCCUUAUUCUACUUCCCAUUCCACCCCCCCACUUGUGUGUGUGAUCUCAAGAACUGUGCCAAGCAGACAUUGGGACAGAGGGAGAAUGUCUUGCUCCCUUACCCUGUUAGCCUGGUGCUUCUCUUUAUUCUCCUUAUGUGCAUACAAUUAAAGAGUUAUUUUUAAACUUUGUUAUGAUAUUUUUCAUACACUCGUA
Molecule: messenger RNA, 2462 nt
Organism: Chrysochloris asiatica (Cape golden mole)
Lineage: Eukaryota; Metazoa; Chordata; Mammalia; Afrosoricida; Chrysochloridae
Gene: PRPF3
Product: pre-mRNA processing factor 3
Exons: 16
Coding region: 162-2213 (683 amino acids)
Biological process (GO): mRNA splicing, via spliceosome
Cellular component (GO): U4/U6 x U5 tri-snRNP complex
Source: RefSeq, a predicted model, not a curated record